AUGCAGUCCCUGUGGCUCUGCUGGUUACUAGGGGUGCUGCCCCUGGCUGGCCAUGGGGCAGCUGUGACCGAGGAGCAGGUCCUGGUCAGGCUACUGCGGCAGCUGAAGCUCAGCCAGGCUCCCAUCCUGGACAGGGUGGACGUGGAGGGGAUGGCCAUCCCUGCCCACGUGAGGGCCCAGUAUGUGACCCUGCUACAGCGAAGUCAUGCUGACCGCUCCCGAGGCAAGAGGUUCAGCCAGAACUUCAGAGAGGUGGCAGGCAGGUUCCUGGUGUCCGAGACCUCCACGCAUUUGCUAGUGUUUGGCAUGGAGCAGCGGCUGCGGCCUAACAGUGAGCUGGUGCAGGCCGUGCUGCGGCUGUUCCAGGAGCCGGUCCCCACAACUGCUCUCCGGAGGCAAAAGAGGCUGUCCCCACACAGUGCCCGGGCUCGCGUCACCAUUGAGUGGCUGAGAGUUCGUGAAGAUGGCUCUAACCGCACUGCCCUCAUCGACUCCAGGCUCGUGUCCAUCCACGAGAGCGGCUGGAAGGCCUUCGACGUGACGGAGGCAGUGAACUUCUGGCAGCAGCUGAGUCGGCCGAGGCAGCCACUGCUGCUGCAGGUGUCGGUGCAGAGGGAGCAUCUGGGUCCGGGGACGUGGAGCGCACACAAGUUAGUCCGUUUUGCUGCUCAAGGAGCGCCGGGCAGCGAGGGGCGGGGCGAGCCCCAGCUGGAGCUGCACACGCUGGAUCUCAAGGACUACGGGGCUCAAGGCAACUGUAACCCUGAGGCCCCAGUGACUGAAGGCACCAGAUGCUGCCGCCAAGAGAUGUACCUUGACCUGCAGGGGAUGAAGUGGGCUGAGAACUGGGUUUUGGAACCCCCAGGGUUCCUGGUCUAUGAGUGUGUGGGCAGCUGCCUGCAGCCACCAGAGUCCCUGACCAUCAAGUGGCCGUUCCUGGGGCCGCGGCAGUGUGUUGCGUCAGAGAUGACCUCCCUGCCCAUGAUUGUCAGCAUGAAGGAGGGAGGCAGGACCAGGCCUCAGGUGGUCAGCCUGCCCAACAUGAGGGUGCAGACUUGCAGCUGUGCCUCAGACGGGGCUCUCAUACCGAGGGGGAUCGAUCUGUAGUCCCUACACAGCCACGCUUUGACACUUAGUGAGUUAACUUGUCCUAACUCAGUGCCCACAUUUCACCUUUGCCCCACAGUCUUCCCUGUCAUGGCUGCCUUGUCCAUCACCCAGUCUAAGCACUUACAUAAGUGAAUACUGUCAUCCCACUGGGAUACCCUGGCCCAGUUAGCGGGGGACAUGGUGGCGGACAGGUUUCAGCUGAAUCUGUUUUCUGGCCAAUUCUCAGCUAGCUGUGCAACAAAACCCUAUGGUGGGAGCAGGGGAACCCGCUAAUUUACUCGACCAUGUGGUGAUAUUUAAAUUCAUUUAAACCAAACAAAGCAAGUAGAAAAGUCCCAGCGAGCCCCAGUUAGUAGGCUAUCUAAAAAAGAGCCUCCUUAGUACUAGCACAUUCUAGACUUCUUUAUUCUUUUGGGACAGGGUCUCAAUAUGUAGCUCAGGAUGGCAUCAAACUCAAACACACCUCUCUCUGCUCCCAAGUGCUGAGUUAAAGGCAUGCACCAUUAUGCUCUGCCCCUUCUAGAUGUUUAAAAACACACUGUGGCCAGACAGUGGUGGUGCACACCUUUAAUCCCAGCACUCAGGAGACAGAGGCAGGUGGAUCUCUGAGUUUGAGGCCAGCCUGGUCUACAGAGCUAGUUCCAGGACAUCCAGGGCUACAUAGUGAAACCCUAUCUCUAAAAACCAGAAUACAAAACAAAACCACCACCACCACCAAAAACCAAAACAACACCGGCAAAACUCACACUGUUGUGGUCUUUGUUCUAAGAGCACUAAGAGGAACGAGGAAGAAGAGCUAUAGGUUAGGACACUGGUCAGGAAAUCAAACACUUAGCUUCUGGGGGGAGCUGACCACAAGCAGGGUCUCAAGGCAGCAUGGAAGCCUAUGGGCUACUGUGCUAGCUUAAAAAGGAGUGGUGGUCUCCAGCUCUGAGGCUUCAUUGCCCCAGGGAACAGACAGCCCCCCAGCAUUGUGUGCUAUUGCAGUGUUAGCGUGACCCGGGUGUGUUUAGCGUUCCCAUCUAUCUUAGAGAAUAGCAUGAGAAAGUAUGUGUGUUAACAGGAUACUUUGUUUGUAUUUAGCAAAAACCAGUUGAACAUAGAUUAUCUGAAGGAACAAAAUUAAAGCAAUGUCUCACUCUGUGUGUCUGCGUCAUUUCUAAUACUCUUCACUAGAGGGUGAUGGGAAACCAUAGCACCAUGCUUGGAGGGUACAGGGAUAAUCAAAGACUCCCAGUUUUGGAAGCUUGAACACUGCACUAAGUUUAAAUUCCUCAUGUGACUCUUAUUCAAAAUAUUAUAUUGAACAAUUAUAUAAACCUCCUCUUUAGAAAAAACUUUGACCUUUGCAAUGGAGAUGCAGGUGAUAGUUGCGUGGUAAGCAAGCAUUUCCUGGGCUCGGCAAUAGUAUGAUAUAUACAUGUAUGGUCAUGCCCAAGUUAAUUAUCCCCACAAAAGAACCUCCACGGAAUCCUAUUGUUGGAUUAGGAGCAGCAGGGCUGCGUCCCCAGCACCCGGCCGCCCGCACGGCAGGCUUAUGCCCAGAAAUAAUUACACAGAAACUGUAUUCUUUCAAACACUGCCUGGCCCAUUAUCUGUAGCCUCUUAUUGGCUAGCUCUUACAUAUUGUUCUAACCCAUUUCUAAUAUUCUGUGUAGCCCACGAGCUGGCUUACCAGGGAGGAUCUUAACCUGCGUCUGUCUGGAGCAGGAGAACCAUGGCGACUCCUUGACUAAGCUUCUUUUUCCCAGAAUUCUCUUCUGUCUACUCCACCUACCUAAUUUUCUGUCCUAUGAGGGCUGAGGCAGUUUCUUUAUUAUACUUAACCAAUGUCCUUCCUCCAUCAUUUCCCCUUUUUCUGUUUAAACAAAAAAGAAAGGCUUUAACUUUAACAUAGUAAAAUUACAUAUAACAAAACAGUUAUCAAGCAAGAAUUACAGUUACAAUAUUUAUAUCUAUUUUAUCUCUUAUCAUAACUAAGGAAAACUAUAACUAUUCAUUCUUCAACUCCAUCAAAGACUCCAGAAGGAUAUAAUAAUACCUAAGUAAACAAGAAAUAAGAAAACUCUAGAAAUGACAGAGACAUCUCGCUGCCUGGACAGUCACCCAAAGUUCCUCUGUACCGUUGGGGCAUCCAUCUUCGGCCUACAGGCCCAUGGUAUCCAGAGACAUUUCCAUGAAGCAGGAAAUUUCAAAGACAGUUCAGUCAUUUUCUGCUGUGUCCUGCAGAAUGUCUCGCAGACUCUUUCAUGAAUCAGGAACCCCGAAAGACCAUCUCACCUUUAGGCAAGUUCAGCAGUCCUCUCUCUGCGGGUUCUCUGUGUCCAGUUUAUGCAACAGUCCAGGCAAGAGCAGUUUCUUGCCCAAAUGGCUAUCAAACUCCAUAAGGAUCCUCUUCGAUGCCCAUCUUCCUCUUGAAGUAGCUGGUGCUGCCAGGAGCAGACGUGUCUCCUUGUCAUGAAAAGUCCUAAGUUAUUAAAAUAUUUUAAAUGCCAUAUUCUGCAGUCUUUGAAAGAUAUGAAGAAUGCCUAUCUAAUUGAAAUAUAUCUCUAUAUAUCUAGAAAAUCUAAUUAACAUGACUACAAGCUUAACUAUUAGCAAUGAUUAUCCAUUAACAACCUAUAUUUCCUAAUUAUACAUUACAUUUUAAAUGAACUACACAAUCACAAUACCUUAAUCAAGAUCAAAAAUACAUAUACAUAUAACAAAAUUGACCUUAAAAUCCAUACCAAUGCAAAUUAUUCAUAUCUAUAU
Alexandromys fortis (reed vole) is the source of this 3864-nucleotide messenger RNA. Its product is annotated as left-right determination factor 2. Gene Ontology annotation, biological process: anterior/posterior axis specification. The transcript has 4 exons. Lineage: Eukaryota; Metazoa; Chordata; Mammalia; Rodentia; Cricetidae. The record is from RefSeq and is a predicted model, not a curated record. Gene Ontology annotation, molecular function: transforming growth factor beta receptor binding; growth factor activity; cytokine activity. Bases 1 to 1107 code for a protein of 368 amino acids. Gene Ontology annotation, cellular component: extracellular region.